Molecule: messenger RNA, 3448 nt
Organism: Cynoglossus semilaevis (tongue sole)
Lineage: Eukaryota; Metazoa; Chordata; Actinopteri; Pleuronectiformes; Cynoglossidae
Gene: chrnb2
Product: cholinergic receptor, nicotinic, beta 2
Exons: 4
Coding region: 1184-2497 (437 amino acids)
Biological process (GO): monoatomic ion transmembrane transport
Cellular component (GO): postsynaptic membrane
Molecular function (GO): transmembrane signaling receptor activity; acetylcholine-gated monoatomic cation-selective channel activity
Source: RefSeq, a predicted model, not a curated record
GUUCGUCGGCUCUGCUCCGUGGACUUCUGCGGACGACUUCCGGCUUCAUAAUAUUUCUUUUCGUGACCUCCGAGCCAAGGUGUAAAGUAAACCUUUUACACUGCAGCUUAAUGUGGACCAACAUUAUCGACACUUUUCUGACUUUUUCUUCUUUCCCUUUUCACGGCUUUGCUCCGUAUUGUUGCUAUUUGCGGCACUGGUUUUGAACCUGUGCGUCAGUCAAAUGCGUCCGUGUGAAACACCUGCCGAGCUGCCGUUGACGACCGUUUCAUUUUUUAUUUUUCUAACGAUGCGUCAAAUGGCUUCUUCUUAUUAUUAUUAUUAUUUUUAAUUCCCGUCAGAAGUUCAACCAUUUCUAAUCAGCCAUCUUUCAUUACGCCUCUAUAUUUUAGUAAUUAAUUUCCCCAGGCUGUUGUUAGAAGCAAUUCAUUUAUUAAACGUAUGGAGGUUAUGUGUUUAACAUCUUAGAAAAACAGGAGAGCCUAUAUUUGUUUGCUGUUAAUUCUUUCCUUGUAUUUAACUCUUUUUUUUUUCUUUUUCUUUUUACUUCCUCUGUUGACUCACAUUCAGUCACCGGAUCAUGCAGUGAUGAGUAUGAGCUGAAGGCUCUGACUGCUCAUUCUGGAAUAUUCCAGUGGUUUGGUUUGUUGAUGUGCAGAUAAAGAGGUCAUUUGAAGACAUAAACACAACAUUUUACCAAGCAUCUCUUCCCCCUUUUUUUUAACCAUAUGUGUCCACUCUCACUUCCUUUUACGCCAUCACCAGGGCUACUUCCUUUCACAUAACACAGCAAAAUUUCGAAAGCCUAAAUUUAAUUCACAUGCUCAGUUUAGUGCAUUAACUGAACAACAGUUACUAUAUUAAAAACAGUUAAUAGUGCUACGGUUUCCGCGGCAGAGCUUUUUAAAAGUCUGAUCAUUUCCAUGAUAAUAUAAUCACAAUUACUGAAUCAGGAUUUGAGUUGGAGGAGAAGAUCCUCGCGUUCUAAAAGCCUGUCUUUCCAACCUCAGCACAUGGAGUUUGUAGACACUCACAUCAACCAAGCAGGAAGACGCUAAUGAAAGAGGCUAUCAGGUUUCGUAUUACUAAGUGCUGGAGCCAUUACUUUUCAAGCAUGACUCAGCCCAUGUGCUGAAGCUCCGGAUAUCCUGGACUCAGUGCAAUUCAUGAAAGGGAACAGGUGAUGACCACCAACGUCUGGCUCACACAGGAGUGGCAGGACUAUCGUCUGACGUGGGUGCCUGAGGAGUUUGAUGGGAUGCUGAAGGUCAGGCUGCCCUCCAAACACAUCUGGUUGCCUGACGUGGUCCUUUACAACAACGCCGAUGGAGUGUACGAGGUGUCCUUCUACUCCAACGCGGUGGUCUCCUACGACGGCAGCAUCUUCUGGUUGCCCCCAGCCAUCUACAAGUCGGCCUGUAAGAUCGAGGUCAAGCACUUCCCCUUCGACCAGCAGAACUGCACGCUGCGCUUCCGCUCCUGGACCUACGACCGCACGGAGAUCGAUCUGGUGCUGCGGGCCGACGUGGCCAGCAUGGACGACUUCACGCCGAGCGGAGAGUGGGACAUCAUCGCCCUGCCAGGCAGACGAAACGAGAACCCGGCGGACCCCGCCUACGUGGACAUAACGUACGACUUCAUCAUCCGCAGGAAGCCCCUUUUUUACACCAUCAACCUCAUCAUUCCCUGUGUUCUCAUCACCUCGCUGGCCAUUCUGGUCUUCUAUCUGCCCUCGGACUGUGGAGAGAAGAUGACGCUGUGCAUCUCAGUGCUGCUGGCCCUCACUGUCUUCCUGCUGCUGAUCUCUAAGAUCGUCCCGCCCACUUCGCUGGAUGUCCCCCUGGUGGGGAAGUACCUGAUGUUCACUAUGGUCCUGGUCACCUUCUCUAUCGUCACCAGUGUGUGCGUUCUCAACGUGCACCACCGCUCACCAACCACACACACCAUGCCACCCUGGGUCAAACUGAUCUUCCUCAACAAGCUCCCUGCCCUGCUCUUCAUGCGCCAGCCCAGGAACAGCAGCGAGCGGCAGCGGCUGCGUCAACGACGGAAAACCCAGGAGCCAAAAGAGGGCGGGCGUGGGGGGGAGGCGGGAGGCCUGAUGGCGAGUCUAGGGAUAAGCAGUGCCAGCGGAAAUGGAGGGGGGAGCUCCACGGGGGUCUUUGCCAAAGAGGACAACGACCCCUGUACCUGCUAUGUCAACCGAGCGUCUGUCAAACAGUUCGGAGGAGAGCUGGGCGGAGCCAAAGGCGGCUCCAUGGAUGGUUUGAACAGAGUAAAGGACGGCCGGGAUGGGGGCACUGGAAACCUCCAGAGGGGGCAGCAGAGCGCAGGGGGCCCCGCUUUGACUCAUGCCCUGUUGGCUCAGGCCUGUCCUGGCUUUGAGGAGGCGGUGGAAGGAGUUCGCUUCAUUGCCAAUCAUAUGAAGAGUGAGGACGACGACCAAAGUGUGAGUGAUAUUGAUUAUUUGAUCAGAUGUAACUUUGUUGUAGAAUAAAAAUGUAGGAAUUGUGGGAAAUCCGAUUGAUUGUUAAGUUUUUACCUGAUGAAUAAUGAUUUAAUUUUUAUUUAUUUAUUCACAUUUGUUAAUGUAAAACAUUUUCUAAAGUCAAAAGUCAAUGAAAAAGUUAAGAGACAAAGUGGAGAAACAGGCUGGUGACGCCGACUGCUUCUGUUUAUUUCUCUCCGGUUCCGUCUAUAAUGUUAGUCAUAUCAACCUGCCAUCGCGUCGCUUCUGUUUUUCUGAUCCUCUAAAUAGGAUGGUAUACACACAUACACACACGCACACACACACACGUCCCAGAUCACAGAUCUGUCUCCUCAUGUAUAAGUGAUGAUGGAGCUCGACAGCCGUAACGCUCACAGCAUCAGCAUCGGGGACAAACAGACUGAUGCAGUCAGAUCCUGCUAAAUAUUCCACACACACACACACAGAGGCAGUUAAAGAAGCAGCAUGACGUGAGCAACAAAAAAAAGGAGGAGGAUGAGGAGCAGGAGGAGGAGGAGGAGGAGGAGGAGGAGGAGGAGGAGGAGGAGCCAAGGAAACAGAGUGAAGGUGGCAUUUUUACUGCUUCUCCUCUGGGCAUGUUUAGAGAGCAGGCUUCCUGACAGACAGACAGUGACGGAGGAGUUACGGUCGUCCGACCCUCACACCCACUCCGCUUAAAUCACUCCUGUCCUAAACUCUGCAUUAAGCCGUCGUUGCCGUGGUCACUGCCUCCCUCUCCUCCCUCCCCCCUCCCUCAAUCUCCCUUCUCCCAUCCCUCUCAUCCGUCUCUCCCUCGUCCUUCUCCUCCUCCUUGACUCGUGCUGGACCUCAUCAGUGCUCUGUGGCAGAACCGGUCUCUGCUCACAUUAACCCCUCACCCCCAUUAACACCCCCUCGUAGAUAAAGGCGAAGCAAGAAGACAAUGGGAGGAUGUGGGCGAGUGUAGAUUCUGCUCACUGU